AUGAAGCUAACAAUCGCAUUAGUUUUCGUUGCUGUUUGUUUGUUUACGAAUCCAGUAUCUGCAACCAAUGUCCAGCUGCCAGCAGUUUAUCCGCUAGUGAAUAUCCUGCUUCCGCUCUUGAACAACGUGUACAAUUUGCUGCUCUCUCUUCUAUCUAUUUUUGACACUCUUCCACCAGCCAUAAGCAGCCUCAUACCAGUAGAUCUAUCUGCUUUGGAAACGUCUUUGCUGAAGCUAUAUUCGCAAGCGUUAGCUAUUGUCAACUUCUUGCGAUCUUUGCCAGAAUAUGCGACAGGAGCGAACCCAAAAACUCCAUCAUGUGGAGUCACUAAUAUGCAAGGUCUACUCACAUCUCUUAUCUCAGCCAUUACGGACCUCGCUGAUGAUGUACUGGUUGGUAUUGGUGGUGGUCUUCUACCAGGUCUUCUUCAGCUCGUCAUCUGCGUUGUCCAAGCCUUGCUUAACUUGCUACUU
Molecule: messenger RNA, 474 nt
Organism: Brenthis ino (lesser marbled fritillary)
Lineage: Eukaryota; Metazoa; Arthropoda; Insecta; Lepidoptera; Nymphalidae
Source: the annotation of a GenBank genome assembly